CACUGCCGACGCACAAGGCCCUCUAGCUGUUUUUAACACUGUGCACCAGCGACGUCGUAGAAAACAAAUAUACUUAUUUUAACAUGCAUGAAGCAAAUUACUCCCCUCUGCUUUUAUUUGUGACCACAUUAUUGGUCGUGAGCUGUCACAGCACUCAACCUGCUGCUCAACAAGACAUGAAACAUGGUGAAAAUGUUGUAGCUGGCAAAUUGGAAACAUUGGCCUUCAACUUCAACUCGACCAAUGCGACUCAUUUGGCCUAUGGGAUUGCUGCCAAUGUGCUCGCCGCGCUGUUGUAUGGAAGCAACUUUGUCCCUGUAAAAAGAAUAGAGACGGGCGACGGUAUGUUCUUUCAGUGGGUGUACUGCGCAUCGAUAUGGAGUGUAUCUAUGUUUGCAGACUUGAUACUGCAGUCGCCCAAAUUCUACCCAUUUGCGAUGUUUGGAGGUGUCCUCUGGGCUACAGGGAAUAUAGCAGCUGUUCCAAUUGUUAAAGCGAUUGGCCUCAGUCUCGGCAGUGUUAUUUGGAGCUCUUCAUGUUUGCUGAUAGGCUGGGCCAGCACAAGGUUCGGCUGGUUUGGGAAUCCUCAGGAUGUUCCCAGGCCGAUGUUAAAUUAUUGUGGAGCUGGGUUGUGUCUGCUCAGUGGCCUGAUUUUUUUCUUUGUGAAAACGGACGUGGAUCUGCAUCCCAGCUCUGAAUCGAUUCCAUUGCUUCUGGACAGAAGAUCAACCUCGUGCAGCUAUGGUCCAAGUUCCUCAGAGUUCUGGAUGGAUGUCAUCCGACCAAAGACCAGGCGCUUCAUAGGCUGCCUGCUUGCUGUUGUGUCGGGGCUGCUCUACGGGUUCUCCUUUGCACCCAUCCUUUACAUUAAGAGCCAUUCAUCAUGCCCCGACAGCGUCUUCCAUGGAGCCAGUGAUUAUGAUCUCGACUAUGUUUAUGCGCAGUGCUGCGGCAUUUUUGUCGCAAGCACGGUGUACUUUGCCAUCUAUUGUGCUGUCAUGAAUAACAGGCCCAGGGUCUACUCCCGAGCCGUCCUACCAGGUCUGUUUUCUGGCUUGAUGUGGGCAUCGGCCACAUACUGCUGGUUCCUGGCCAAUAACUACCUGAGUGCAGUCAUUUCCUUUCCUAUUGUCAGCGCAGGAUACGGUCUGGUUGCAGCACUGUGGGGAACCUUGGUGUUCAGAGAGAUUAAGGGUUUAGUCAACUGCUUAAUCUUCACCUUGGCCUUCUGUGUCGUGCUGGCUGGCUGCUUGCUGACCAUCCUCUCAAAGCUCUAAUGCAGAAGCUAGUGACUGUAAUAUUUCCAUU
Messenger RNA from Cyclopterus lumpus (lumpfish), 1308 nucleotides. It is a transcript of the gene tmem144b, whose product is annotated as transmembrane protein 144b. Lineage: Eukaryota; Metazoa; Chordata; Actinopteri; Perciformes; Cyclopteridae. Gene Ontology annotation, cellular component: membrane. The transcript has 12 exons. Gene Ontology annotation, biological process: carbohydrate transmembrane transport. Gene Ontology annotation, molecular function: carbohydrate transmembrane transporter activity. The record is from RefSeq and is a predicted model, not a curated record. The coding region runs from base 84 to 1277 and encodes 397 amino acids.